This is a messenger RNA of Teleopsis dalmanni, 867 nucleotides long. RefSeq lists its product as uncharacterized. The coding region runs from base 306 to 848 and encodes 180 amino acids. The transcript has 4 exons. The record is from RefSeq and is a predicted model, not a curated record. NCBI's taxonomy places the organism in Eukaryota, Metazoa, Arthropoda, Insecta, Diptera, Diopsidae.
UUAAUGAGUUCUUCAUAAGUUUUAUUAAAUAGCAACCCUGGCAACCCUUAAGUGAUAUGUCAAAUUUAAAUAUAACAUCUGUUGAGAAAACCUACAAGCGAAGUUCUGUGAUUUUGUUUACUUUUGUUUGAAGUUAAUAUUAUCUAAAAUUAAUUAGAAGUAAUGGCGAAAAGAGCCUCAAAUUCUAGAGGUUCGAAACGUGCAAUUAAACUUGAAAGAGAAACAUUAAUAAAUAAAAUGAAAGUGCAUUAGACACAUUUGAAGAAAGUAAUGGGAGUGAUUUCGUGGGAACUGUGUUUAAUAGUAUGGAUCAGAACGACCCAUUAGGCAAUAACACAGUUGGAAACAUCACCUCACCACCAACAUGUUGCUGCAAAGAAUUAAUAGCUGCACAGGACACAAAACUAAAAGCACUGUCGGAUAAAAUGGAAACAAUGUUACGAAUGAUGACCGUACAAACAGCUUUGAUAAAUGUGCUAGUCUCCGGUGAGAAAAGUCCUAUCAGAUUGGCUAUAAAAUUUCCAUUAAAAACCGAAGCCGAUCUUUUAGAAGUAGAGCAAAUGAUCGGUAUUGAAAAAGACUUCUAUGUUGAAGCUAUUAAAUUAAAACUGGAUGGAAAUAUCUUAAAGAACAUGGAAGAACUGAUCCACCGAAACAUUGCUCUUAUGUACAACAUAGACGGUACACAUGGCAAAAAAAGAUUUAAAGAUUUUGUAAACUUAUAUAGUGCAAUAAAAGCAUCUAUACCAAAUGGUGACAAGGACGAAACUAUACGCAAAGCUUUCCAAGUUGUAAAAAAGCGUCAUUAUCGAUAUAUAUCUGAAAGCAAAACAAAACAACACACUUAAAUUGUCACAAAAACCAAUA